Tarenaya hassleriana is the source of this 797-nucleotide messenger RNA. RefSeq names its product putative CCR4-associated factor 1 homolog 8. Lineage: Eukaryota; Viridiplantae; Streptophyta; Magnoliopsida; Brassicales; Cleomaceae. Gene Ontology annotation, molecular function: poly(A)-specific ribonuclease activity; nucleic acid binding. Gene Ontology annotation, cellular component: CCR4-NOT complex; CCR4-NOT core complex; P-body. The record is from RefSeq and is a predicted model, not a curated record. Bases 51 to 797 code for a protein of 248 amino acids. The transcript has a single exon.
CACACACGCCCAUCAGAGAAAUCUGGAGACACAAUUACGCACAAGAGAUCAUGCUGGUGAUGGAGUGCUCGUCCUUUUGCCCUUUCAUCGCCAUUGACAUGGAGUUUCCAGGUUGUCUCGUAUACACGCCCGAGAACGCUCCCGAUUCCGUACGCUACGCCGACAUGAAGGUCACCGUCGACAAUACCCAACCCCUUCAGUUAGGGCUCACCCUGUUCGAUUCCCACUCCAGGAUCUGGGGCUCGUGGCAAGUGAACUUCUCCGGUUUCAGAGAAACAGAGGAUGCCAGUAACGCCGACUCUGUCGCUUUUCUCAGACGAAAGGGCCUAGAUUUCGAGAAGAUGAGAAACCAUGGCGUCCCCAUCGAUUGCUUCUUCCAUGGAUUCCUUCACUCGCUGAUAUUUCAGAGAAAUCUGACAUGGGUCACCUUUCAUGGAAACUUCGAUAUCGCGUAUCUGGUGAAGAUGUUAACUCGAUCGCCAUUGCCGGCAACUUCAAGGGAAUUCGCGGAGAUAGUGGGGAAUUCGCUGGGGACAGUUUACGACGUGAAAACUAUGGCAGGGAGGAUCCACGGACUCGGUGACCGACUCGGACUUGAGAAAGUGGCGAGUCGACUCGGAGCCAUCCGGGUAGGAAGUGCUCAUCAUGCUGGUUCAGACAGCCUUUUGACUGCUUGCUCGCUCAUCCUCAUGGCCCCACUGUGCAAUAGUCUCUCCGAACUCGAGGGACUCGUAUACGGAAUCAGUCCUAGAAUCGUGUCGAGACGUCCAGUUAUUUUAGGAUACAUGAUCGGUUAG